Messenger RNA from Telopea speciosissima, 258 nucleotides. Its product is annotated as disease resistance protein Pik-1-like. The annotation marks the transcript as partial. Gene Ontology annotation, molecular function: metal ion binding. The record is from RefSeq and is a predicted model, not a curated record. The transcript has 3 exons. Lineage: Eukaryota; Viridiplantae; Streptophyta; Magnoliopsida; Proteales; Proteaceae.
AUGAAGCAGAAAGUAGUAAUGAAGGUGGAGAUGAGCUGCCAGAAGUGCAGAACCAAAGUCCUUAAGAUUGCUGCUUCCUCCGUCGGGGUGGAGGAAGUGAAGUUAGAAGGAGACGAGAAAGACAAAGUGGUGGUGAUUGGAGAAAAUGUUGACAGCAUUCGUCUGGCCAAGUGUUUGAGGAAAAAGGUUGGGCACACACAAAUCUUAACCCUUGAUGAAGUAAAAAAAUCAGAUGAUGAAAAGAAGGAGAAGGAGAAG